Nestor notabilis (Kea) is the source of this 422-nucleotide messenger RNA. RefSeq names its product transcription factor IIIB 90 kDa subunit-like. The record is from RefSeq and is a predicted model, not a curated record. Gene Ontology annotation, molecular function: RNA polymerase III type 3 promoter sequence-specific DNA binding; RNA polymerase III general transcription initiation factor activity; TBP-class protein binding. The transcript is spliced from 3 exons. The annotation marks the transcript as partial. Gene Ontology annotation, biological process: transcription by RNA polymerase III; transcription preinitiation complex assembly; DNA-templated transcription initiation. Lineage: Eukaryota; Metazoa; Chordata; Aves; Psittaciformes; Psittacidae. Gene Ontology annotation, cellular component: nucleus; transcription factor TFIIIB complex; transcription preinitiation complex.
UUUUUUCUCUAACAGGUGCAGGCAAGACACCAACUUUAGGAGGAGGAUUCCAUGCCAAUCUGGGGAAGGAGUCACGAGCACAAACUCUACAGAAUGGGAAACGUCAAAUUCACCACUUGGGAAACCAGCUUCAACUCAAUCAACAUUGUCUGGAUACAGCUUUUAAUUUUUUCAAGAUGGCUGUGAGCAAACACUUAACCCGGGGGAGAAAGAUGACCCAUGUAAUUGCUGCAUGCCUCUACCUGGUGUGUAGGACAGAAGGAACUCCUCGUAUCCUUUCACAUUUAAAAAUUAAAACUAAAUUUGAAACAGACAUACUUUUAGCAAGUCAACUCUCCCAGUUAAACCUGGUUUCAAAAUUUGAAAAGUAUAAAAUUGUACUUUUCCUGUAUUUUGCUUGGGCUUACUUGUUUGUGGUGUAA